UAGUGUUGGUGUGCUGGCUGGAGGAAGCAAGUGUUUCCUUCGGGCUCGCUGUCGCUGUUACGCUUAGUAGCAACGGUCUGCCCAUACAGUAACGUUAUAUCUGUUAAGUUAGGCGUCCUGACUAUCAUGUGUUUAAUUCUCCUGCUCAAUGAUCCAGUUUCUGCAUGUUAAUGCGGCAAAACGAGCGUGCGAGGUGAACGUAACCUCGUCUGAAAAAAAAAAAAAAAAAAAAAAACAUAAUUGGAACAAGAAAUUUACGAUGCCAUCCCCGAUGGAGGGAUCUUCCAGAGAAGGUGACCUCUUUACUGUGAAACAUGAGCUUAAAAAUGCCAACCUGACGGGCCAUGUAGAGAGGGUGGGCAUUGAAAACUUUGAGCUAUUAAAGGUGCUGGGCACAGGAGCAUACGGCAAGGUGUUCCUGGUGAGGAAAGUGAGUGGUCAUGAUGCGGGAAAGCUGUAUGCCAUGAAGGUUCUGAAAAAGGCCACUAUUGUACAAAAGGCAAAGACUGCUGAACACACACGGACGGAGCGGCAAGUGCUGGAGCACAUCCGCCAGUCUCCAUUCCUCGUAACACUUCACUACGCUUUCCAGACGGAUACCAAACUGCACCUCAUUCUCGAUUAUGUAAAUGGUGGGGAGCUCUUCACACAUUUGGUGCAAAGGGUGCGAUUUAAGGAGCAAGAAGUAGCCUUGUACAGUGGAGAGAUUGUGUUGGCACUAGAACAUCUACACAAGCUUGGGAUCGUCUACCGGGACCUGAAACUUGAGAAUAUUCUUCUGGAUUCAAGUGGUCAUAUAGUUCUCACAGACUUUGGCCUCAGUAAAGAAUUUGAUCAGAUGGAAAGGGCAUUUUCUGUUUGUGGCACCAUUGAAUAUAUGGCUCCAGAAAUUGUGGAAGGCGGAGAGUCUGGACAUGACAAGGCAGUGGACUGGUGGAGCCUUGGCGUGCUGAUGUACGAGCUUCUGACUGGCGGAUCACCCUUCACCGUUGAUGGAGAUGAGAACUCACACACAGACAUUGCCAAGAGGAUUUCAAAAAAGGACCCUCCUUUCCCCAAAGACAUGGGACCACUGGCCAAAGAUGUCAUCCAGCGACUCCUCAUCAAAGAUCCAAAGAAGAGAUUGGGUUCGGGGCCUAGUGGAGCAGAGAAUGUAAAAAAACAGCCGUUUUACCAGAAAAUUAACUGGGAGGACCUGGCAGCUAAGAAGGUUCCUGCCCCAUUUAAGCCAGUGAUUCGGGAUGAGCUGGAUGUCAGCAACUUUGCUGAAGAGUUCACAGAGAUGGACCCCACCUACUCUCCUGCAGCCCUUCCUCAGAACUGUGACCGCAUCUUCCAGGGCUACUCUUUCAUGGCCCCAUCCAUCCUGUUUAAGAGGAAUGUGGUGAUGGACGACCCUGUCCAGCUGUGUGGGGGCUCUGAGAGGCCAGGCUCUGCAGCGGUGGCCCGCAGCGCCAUGAUGAAGGACUCACCUUUCUAUAUGAGUUAUGAGAUGGACCUGAGGGACAGUGUUCUGGGAGAGGGAAGCUUCUCCAUCUGCAGACGCUGCACACACAAGAAGACUGGACAGAAAUACGCAGUCAAGAUUGUCAGCAAGAGGAUGGAGGCACAGACUCAGCGGGAAAUAGCUGCUCUGAAGCUCUGCGAUGGCCACCCUAACAUUGUCAAGUUACAUGAAAUUUACCACGACCAGCUCCACACAUAUCUGGUCCUGGAGCUGCUCGGUGGAGGGGAGCUGCUGGAGAGGAUCCGUAGAAAGCAACAUUUCAGUGAAACAGAGGCCAGCCGCAUCAUGCGAAAACUGGUGUCAGCUGUCAGUCAUAUGCACGACGUAGGAGUGGUGCACAGGGACCUUAAACCGGAGAACCUGCUCUUCACAGACGAGAGUGAGAACUCCGAGAUAAAAAUCAUAGACUUUGGCUUUGCUCGCCUCAAACCACCAGACAAUCAGCUCCUGAAGACUCCGUGCUUCACGCUGCAGUACGCAGCGCCAGAGAUACUCAAAUAUGACGGCUACGAUGAGUCCUGUGACCUGUGGAGUCUGGGGGUCAUUCUGUACACCAUGCUGUCUGGCCAGGUGCCUUUUCAGUGUCAGGAGAAGAGCCUGACCCACACCAGUGCUGAGGAAAUCAUGAAGAAAAUCAAACAGGGGGACUUCUCGUUUGAAGGCGAAGCCUGGAGAAAUGUGUCCCAGCAGGCCAAGGACCUUAUACAAGAGCUGCUGACGGUGGACCCAAAUAAGAGGAUUAAGAUGUGCGGCCUACGUUACAAUGCCUGGCUCCAGGAUGACAGCCAGCUGUCCUCCAACCCACUCAUGACCCCAGACAUUCUUGGCUCCUCCACUGCCUCCGUCCACACCUACGUCAAAGCUACCUUUAAUGCAUUUAACAAAUGUAAGCGGGAAGGUUUCCGCCUGCAGACAGUGGACAAGGCACCACUAGCCAAGAGGAGGAAGAUGAAAAAGACAAGUACCAGCACAGAAACUCGCAGCAGUUCCAGCGAGAGCACCCACUCUUCGUCCUCCUCCUCCCAGUCUCAGGAGAAGACUUUUCCAGGGGGCGACACCAACCCGCAGCCCUGCAACAGCACACCCGUAAACACACCUGUGGCACUGGGAACGGACUCUGAGCACCAACCAGCGCAUCCAGCCUUUCACUUCUCAGAAGAACAGUGAAACAGCGAGACAACAAGGGAGAUUCAGUUAGCUUCAUGAACUGCAGGAUGGCUUGGACCAGUGUAGAGACAGCUCUCUUCUCUUUCUCUCUGUCCCUGGCAGCUCUCUGCCUCUGGCUCAAUUGCAUGGACGUCCGCACGUCUCCAAAAUCAAGCAUGCAGCAGGAGCAGCAACCGUCACCUCAAUAUCAAUCAACCAAUCAUCACUAGCAAUAGCCUAUCCCUUUUUUUUUUUUCUCUCUCUCCCACUUUCACACACAGACUGUAUCAAUCAGGGACUGGACCAGGAAGAAGUUGUCACCAGUGUCCAACAUGAAAAGGGCUGUCCUACUGCCCCAGGUCCAGACAGACAAUGGAGAGACAUCUUCAAACUCGUCACAGCUCCACCUGUCCGCUCUAUUUACCUGUCUUUGUCAAUGCCUCCAGAGGUUUUAAAGGGAAAGUCGUAGUGUUUACACCAUGGAUGCUUUGUAUUUUUUGUCAAAGAGAGAGAAGGAAUGCAACGUGCUGCAGCGUAAUGUAAUUUGGGUCCACUUCUCUUUUCUGGGAAGUCUCUGCAAGAUGGAGCAGGGUAUUUAUAUGUGAAUUUUACAGACUGAAAUUUAUUUAUGAUAAGCUAUAUUGUUAACUUAUUUAUGGUUCAGACUGAUCUGAAAAGAAAUAAUGGAUACAGUGAGUCUUUUAAAAAAAAAAAUUGUGUAUGUGUGUAUUUUUCCUUAUCAGCUCAAAAGACUGUUUCAAUGUUGUCUGAUGGUUGUUCAUACAUCUUUGUACUCAUCAUAGACAUCAAUGCUUCAAGUAGGAUACUGAGACACACUUAUGUAGAUAUUGUAACAUUAUGGGCUAGAAGAGAUUAAUACCAUUAGCUAUUGGUUAAUGGUUGAGAAGCAGUCAGAUUUAUGUUACCAAAGUCUUUUGGACUCAUAACAUUAUUUAUGGAGGCUUGUGGGAAUGAAAUGCAGCUUUGUCCAGUGGUCAAAAAAAAAAUCAAUUUCCUUGUUCAUAAGGAUUAAAAAAAGCAAAAGUGUAAACUUCUUUUUGUAGGAACAACCAAAUGUAGAUGUAGUAUGUUCAGCCAAAUCUGUGGUUUUAUUGUUGUUUAGGGAGUACUGCUGCCUGAGGGGAUGUGACCCCACAAGAAGAGCUAUAUUUAGACUUAUUUUUGCCUCUGAUGUGGGAGUAUGACUACUUAAAGUCUCAGCAUUACUGCUGUUCCACAUUGUCUGAUCCUCAAGUCGGUAUAUUUAUCCCAGCAGCGGAUUUGCCUUGUGUGGUAUAUAACUUAAUUGUCUCAUUCUCACUCAACCAAUUGGAUUGAGCAGAAUGCCCCUAAUGGAAAAUUCAGAUCAGCUUAGUGCUAAAUCCGUCCAGAAGUUUGUGGUCAAGUUUUCCAAGAUCCAAAAUGCCAAAGGGCAGCUUCAAGUGGCUUCCUUUUUCAGAUACAGUUCAUUUUAAAAUGGAAAGGGUUAUGUGCCAAAAAAAUUCAGUAAAAUCAGGUAAUGGACAGGUUUGAGUCUUUGAGUUAAGGGUUGUGAGACAUUAACACUAUUUUAAUGCAAUAUAGUAAAACAAAGUUGCCCCUUGUGCCACUGCCCUAAGUCAUCUACAACCUAAGCCUACUACAGCAAAUUAUUUAAAAACUUCAGUUCCAGAGGACAGACCUCAAACAAACACUCCUUUUACGUUUGACACCAUCCCUUGCUCUAUUUACCAUGUUGUACUGCAUGACUGAAAUGGUGAUCUUUGCACUGUGUGACAGCUCUCACUUUGAGGCGGAUAUCUGGUUAAUAUUAAGUCCCCAGUGCAUGAUUUAAACUGAAACACCAACCUCUUCUUUUUCUUUGUUUUUAUGGGCUUUUUUAUGGGCUUUUUUUUUUGGGUGGGGGGGGAGGGCAGAUUCUUACUUGAUUUAAUGUGAGUUUGUUUACUUGCACAUUUGAAUAUCCCUGAUUUAAUUUGGGACUUGGGAGUUUUGCUGUUAGAGGUGUGAUGGAUGUAAACACCAAACCCCUUUUACAAUAGCCUGAAUAUUGUAAUGCUCCAAUGUUACAAUACUGUGUUUAGCCAGGGUAGUUAGGCAAGUAAAAUGCCAUGCUCUGAAUUGUUUUUUGCAAGUAUGUGUUAGUCUGUUUCUAUGGUAAUAGUUGAAAUACUGUAUUCUGUUAAUAUGUACAGGGGUAUUUGUGUUCAGUAUGUGAAGCUGCCUAGAAACAGUUUCUCCUGCUUAAUCAGGAUAGAAAUUCUUAGUUGGACUACUGUGAGCGUUUAAAUACACUCCCUCAUCUUCUUCCAUUUUAAUGCACUCUGAAUCUGAACCAAAGCAUUAACUUCAAGGUAGCUGCUCUACGCUGCAUGAGAUAUUUUCUUUCAUGCAAAUAUGCAAAGAAAUGCUUCAUAUAUCACAGUUUCUGUAUGUUUUGUCCAAACUGGUGAAAUAUGUUAGAUGUUUCUAGUGCAGAUCAUUUUGUAACAGCGUACAGUGUUUUUCUUCAGAGAUCCUUUUAUAGGAUCUAUAUCCAUAUCCAGCACAUUAUCAUGCUUUUAAACUAUGCAUCUCUUUUUGCUGUUGUGUUGCUUUUACCAUUUCAAAAAGACUUAACCAAAUGGGUCCAAAUGUAAUGCUUAAAAGGACGUAUUACGAUUUACAUAUACUGUACUUUUACUCUGAUGGCAUCAGCCACAAUAGAAAUAGCAAUGUAGGAUCCAUUGGUGUAUGAAAAGCUGGAAUCCUUAGAGCUAAACACUACAAAGCUCUUGUCUAACGUAGUUCGCAUGAGUUCCCCGUUGCUGCCUCAUUAAGCCUCUUUUCUUUUGUUUGGGUGUAUUAAUAGCUCAAGUGGAGGAAGAGGAAAAGUGUCCUAUAUUGAGCUCCCCUCUGGGAGCCAGGCUCUAUUAGCUGAUGUACUGCAGUGCUGUUUGUUCCAAAGAAAAUACCAUACUCUACUCACUGCCUCUGUGGGACCCAGCUCACUUUUCUUUGUAGGGAAAAUAACUAUCCCAGGAAAGGGUUGCUUUAGUACCAACGUCUCUCGGGGCGGAUUUUGAAACUAGGUUCUCCCCCCCUUUUAUGAACAACUUGUUCAGUGUGCCACUAUGAGUGAGAGAGAGAGAGAGACAGAGAGAGGGAGGGAAAGAGAGAGGGAGGCCAGCUUUGAUUUGAUGUCCUGUUGUCUUUGAUACAUUUUUUUGUAGGUUCCCUGGUAUUUGAAUGAAAGUUCCUUUUCUGCCUA
Messenger RNA from Dicentrarchus labrax (European seabass), 5903 nucleotides. It is a transcript of the gene rps6ka5, whose product is annotated as ribosomal protein S6 kinase, polypeptide 5. Gene Ontology annotation, molecular function: magnesium ion binding; protein serine/threonine kinase activity; ATP binding. The transcript is spliced from 17 exons. Lineage: Eukaryota; Metazoa; Chordata; Actinopteri; Moronidae. Bases 149 to 2674 code for a protein of 841 amino acids. Gene Ontology annotation, biological process: protein phosphorylation; intracellular signal transduction; regulation of DNA-templated transcription. The record is from RefSeq and is a predicted model, not a curated record.